AUGAUGCAACUAUAUACUGAGGAUACCUAUGAGAUCGAAGGGGAGACCUUCUUCGGGUACCUGCGUGGGGGGUACACAAAACUUGAACUAAUUAGUAUGGAUGACUAUGCAGAUACACUGGGUAUCGAACUUGUUCCUUGCAUUCAGACGUUAGGCCAUCUAGGACAGAUUUUGCAAUGGCCAAAAUACCACAUUUAUCGCGAUACCAACGAGGUCUUGUUAGCCAACUGGGACGAGACCUAUAACCUCAUCGAAAAGAUGAUUAGAGCAAUCAGCUCCCCUCUGCGUUCCAAGCGUAUUCAUAUUGGGCUCGACGAAGCAGGUGGAGUAGGUGAAGGUCGUUAUCGCCAGAUUUUUGGAUAUGAGGAACCUACUCGUGUCUUUCUCAACCAUCUAAAGCGCGUCCAAGAAAUUUGCAAACGGUUGGACUUGAAACCGAUGAUCUGGUCUGACACCAACAAAAACAACAGUUUAGCAGGUUAUUACGAUGGUGGCACGCCGCAAUUGGUGGAUACUCUCCCUCCAGAAAUUGAUCUUGUUUACUGGGAUUACUAUCACACUGCCAGUCAAUCGUAUUCGACCAAAAUUGAGCAGCACCGAGAGUUGGGGUGCCCAAACCCAUGGGUGGCAACUGCCGCCUGGACUUGGAACCGCUUUUGGACCGCGCUUCCAUUUACUUUUGCGACCAUUCAGGCAUCAUGUCAAGCCUCGAAGAAGAAUGAUCAUGGUGUGAAGAAUAUGAUGAUCACCAUUUGGGGCGAUGAAGGGCAUGAGUGCGAUAUGUUCUCAGCUUUGCCUGCCAUGUAUUAUUUUGCAGACCAUGGAUACACUCUUGAAGAUGAGAUUGACCUUGAUCGCCUAAAGAGUUGUUUCGAAGGCGUCUGUGGAGCUAACUUUGAUGAUUGGGUUUAUGCUAGCAAGAUUGACCAGGUGAUGGAUUCUGACAUGCCACUAACACUCAAAACACAUUUUGCGCCUAAUACUAGCAAGUACUUGCUCUGGGAAGACCCCUUCUUAUCUCAUAUCUCACCUCAAUAUGGGCACAUGGACCUGGAGACUCAUUACAGCGAAGUAGCUCAGAAACUAGCCAAGGCUAUGGAAUUCAAAGAGGAGCAUCCCCAAAACUCACGUUUGCGAAUGCCCUACCUUGUGGCCACAGCCCUGAGUCUCAAAUGCCAUCUGCAUUCACGCCUAGCUUUAGCAUAUCAGCUUGGACAUCGACAGGAGCUCUACGAACUGACAGAGGGUCGACUGGUGGACUUACAAGUAGCUGUAGAUCAGCUCUGGAAAUAUCACCGGUCAUUGUGGCAUAAAACCAAUAAACCCUUUGGCUGGGAAGUUGUGGAAAUGCGAUAUGGUGGGCUCCGUACCCGUCUCUUGACCAUGCGAGAUCGCAUCCUCGAAUAUAUUGAAGCUUCAGAGAAUUGGCAACAGCAGCAGCAACAACAGCAGCUACAAGUGACCACAGAUGUGAGCUCUGCCUCUAUUGGUAGUCAGAAUGGCGAAAGUAGUUGCUUGAAUGGCUAUAUGCAUCAUCGACGUGAUAGCUUCGGUGAUAACGAUGAUCCUCGCCCAUGUAUACCUGAGUUUGAGACAGUUCGAGAGCCCAUGUAUGAGUAUGCAGGCUGUAACUUGCUUAUGGACUAUGCUAGGGUUUCAACUCCUUCGCGUCCAGGUUAA
Lobosporangium transversale is the source of this 1680-nucleotide messenger RNA. RefSeq names its product glycoside hydrolase superfamily. The record is from RefSeq and is a predicted model, not a curated record. NCBI's taxonomy places the organism in Eukaryota, Fungi, Mortierellomycota, Mortierellomycetes, Mortierellales, Mortierellaceae. The transcript has 5 exons. Gene Ontology annotation, biological process: carbohydrate metabolic process. Bases 1 to 1680 code for a protein of 559 amino acids. Gene Ontology annotation, molecular function: hexosaminidase activity.